AUGCAAAGAGUUCGCGAACGAUUAGAAAUAAAGCCCAAUACAUCCCAAUUUGGAUCAAACGAAAAUGAUUUCUAUACUUUCGAGCGUAAUUUCUGUCAAAAUACUGAUAGUGAACGAAGUUCUCCAAUAUCUUCAAUCGACCUCAGUGUCGGUCAAACGAGACAAAUGAUAUCAAACCAUUCGUUUAUGAAAGUUGAAAAAGUAAUAUUCACAGAAAAGAACAAUUUAUCAGUUAAAGAAUAUAUUGAUCCAUUAAUUCAAUUGCAUACACCAUCAAAUCUAGUUUCUAAUCUUCGAAUCUUGGAUAGGUCAAGUUCUGUAAGUUCAUUUGAUUGA
Didymodactylos carnosus is the source of this 336-nucleotide messenger RNA. The record is from the annotation of a GenBank genome assembly. NCBI's taxonomy places the organism in Eukaryota, Metazoa, Rotifera, Eurotatoria, Philodinida, Philodinidae.